Trachymyrmex cornetzi is the source of this 2186-nucleotide messenger RNA. RefSeq names its product leucine rich repeat containing protein 20 sclp (gene Sclp). Lineage: Eukaryota; Metazoa; Arthropoda; Insecta; Hymenoptera; Formicidae. Gene Ontology annotation, molecular function: protein binding. The record is from RefSeq and is a predicted model, not a curated record. The transcript has 4 exons. Bases 771 to 1400 code for a protein of 209 amino acids. Gene Ontology annotation, cellular component: cytoplasm.
CACCUGAAACGGACUUCGGUCGUGAUCUUCAGGAACGUCAAAUGGACUAAGACCUGCAAAGUCCAUGCAAAUCGCGUAGGAAGUCAGCUGGAUCAAGAUUCCGCUGAAGUUCGCUCACGAGAACGGAAGAUCCACUCCAGAAUCGUGCUUGAAGUGGACUCUAUGUCUUAGACUUCAUGCUGAAAUCGUGUGAGAUCUUAAAAGACGAGUGUUUCGGUGAAGAAAUUGAAAAUCUGCGUUUUUUUCCAAUCCGGAUAAUCUUCUGAGAAAUGCUCUAGUCUUAUUCGAAUUAAAUUUGAAUUCUAAAUUGCAAAAAAGAAGUUUUUACAAAGAAGAACAUCCUUCGCAAACCAAUUUUAUUAGGAUCCAAUUUGCGCGGAUUUUCAUCCUGACAAAAUUUUCUAUGUGAAAGAAAUUAUCACCAUUAAUCUCAACUGAGUUGAAAUAUAUACUAUAUAAAUUCUCUAUUCAGCUAAGUUCUUUCUAUCUUUGGAUCUGCCGGAUACGAUUUAGAUCUUUGCUAGUGAUUCGCAGCGACUAGCUAUCAACAGGUGUAAAAUUUACAUAAAGACUAACUACCGUUGAAGCUUAUAAAAUGUUCUUUUACAACAUUUUAUAAGUUCGAUUACAAUAGAAAUCCAGUAAAAGAAAUUAUUCCUCGGCGAGUGUACGAAGAUCGGUGCUGAUUUUCGAUAAGACAAAUUCGAAAGAGAAAUUCAUAUUUGCGCGCUUGUCGCCGUCAAUUGUAAUCGUACGAAGUGUGAAGAAACAUGAGACCGCCGUAUAACGAAGGAGAGGUGCAGCAAAUCUCGCAAGAACAAGGCGAGAGAAAUGUUGCGAUGGCAGUCUGCGUUCAACUGGCUGGUCGGGCGAUCAUCCGGGUGGUUUCACGAUGUGAGGAAGCCCAGGAUAACUGCAACUUAGACUUGUCGGAGUGCCAGCUCAUGCAAAUCCCAGACGCAGUCUACCAUCUGAUGCGGCACACGGAGUUGAAGAGAUGUGACCUCUCCGGCAAUGUGAUUACAAAAAUUCCAGCCAAGUUUGCCGUGAAAUUUUCAUUAAUCACUGAAUUGAAUUUAAGCCACAAUCAGAUGAGCAAACUGCCUGAGGAGUUGGCCGAACUGCAAGCUCUGGAGAGACUCGAUAUCUCGCACAACACUUUCAUCGCUCUACCAUCUGUGGCUUGGCGGAUACCGCACUUAAAACGACUUCUCGCUAACAACAAUUUUAUCAUCGAUGUUGACGUCGAGAGGCUUAGGCACGCACCUGUUCUAGAAUUCAUCGACCUGCAAGCGAAUCCCCUUCCGCCGAGAUUGCAUGAUCUUCUACGCACUCUGACCAGGAUUACAAUCGAGCUUACUCCUCGGCAAAUCGAGGAUUGGGAGGACUUGAACGUUUAAGUCAUCUCCCAAGCGAGAGCAGUCUAUUUCGCGACGGAGAGACGGUUCCGACCUUCGUAUUCUCUCGACGAAAAUUGCUCAAGACUUUGCGCGAACUAGAAGUAGAAUCAAUAUUUUGUACAGUGAUAAUGCGAGCUGUGUGAUAACAAGUGCCGCGGAUUGUAAGUCAAUGAUCCGCUUGUAUUUUUUGUAAAUGUCAUUAGUGAUUUAUAUCUGUACUUAAUUAUCACGGAUCUGUUACUGAUCUCACGGAGAUCGAUCGAUCCUUCGUUUUUUUCUUUUAUAUCGCAUGAAUUUUUAGAUUUUAUCGAGACACUAGUCAUGAAUGACGCUGUUGUGAUCAAUUAUCGAAUUCAAGAAUUUUUAGACCUCAUUUAUGAAUGUUUUAGUAUCAAAACACUUCCAGUAUCGAAUUUUUAAUAAUAAAUGAUUGGAUUGCUUAAAUUAAAGAAAAUUCGAAAGAUUUUCUUGAAUCUUUGGAUUUCUAAAUGACAAACAAUGCGAUCUCUAAAACGCGAAAGUCUCGGAUCUUAAGACUUGAAGAAAUAUUUGCAAAUUAUCAUUUUAUUGUUUAUGAAUAUAAUUAACUUGUAUUGACUGUAUUUUUAACGUAUAAUAAUUUCUGUUUGUCAACGUUACAGACACGUUUACCGCUAUGAACUGCCGAUACAUCAUAUAUAGCCGGUACAAUUUUUUUAACAUUAACAUUUUGCUCUCGAGUAUCAUCUGAAAAUAUAACCGACGAAAAGUUUUAAUUUUGCUCGAAUAUUACUGUAUAAAAUAUUA